This is a messenger RNA of Oldenlandia corymbosa var. corymbosa, 1043 nucleotides long. The record is from the annotation of a GenBank genome assembly. NCBI's taxonomy places the organism in Eukaryota, Viridiplantae, Streptophyta, Magnoliopsida, Gentianales, Rubiaceae.
CCCCCACCUAGUUUUCAUAUCUAUUCUCCAUUUCUUUUUUUCCCAUUUGAAAGGGUAGACUGAAAUGGACUGGGCGCUGGUGCACAAGGUCUGGGAAAAAUGGGCGCCCAACAGCGUUGGCUCUCAUGGGCUGCCAUUGAAGGCUGCUUUGUUGAUUAAUCAUGACCCGACUGGACCUUCUCGACUUUUGUCCACCAUUGUAGAGCAAGAAGGGAUAAAAGUAGAUGCAAUGGAGGUGAGUCAAUUUCUCAGUUUUGUGAGGAGAAACAAACUUGAAACUGAGAGCUUCUUCAUUGGACAUAACCAAUAUCUUGUCACAUCAAUUCAUGAGAGCUGGUUCUGUGCGAGAUGUAUUAAUACUUCUAAACCUGCUGGGGAAGGUGCCAUCGUGAUGCAGACUGCCGCGUUCAUCUUUGUUGGACUAUAUGAUGGCUCCAUUGGCCCGGCAUCUCGUGCAAUGGUGGCUGUUGAUCAGUUUGUCUUGCAGUUGAGCCGAAGACAUCUUUAAUCUAUUAAUGUAAAGGUGCAACCGCACGGCUUUGAACUGGAACCUCCAUAUGUUGGAGUUGUUGUAUUGUCAAGAUGUCAACAUUGUCACCCUUGCUACUUGACUGUGAAGAUGCUGAGUGUUGGGGUGCUAACAAAUUGUCUGAUUCAUAAAGUUUCACUUGCACUUGAAGAGUUCAUACUUGCACAGGUUUUCUGUGUGAUCCCUUGGAUGCAAUGUGAAUUGCACUUUUACAGUUUGGUACUAAAGUUGAAGUUUGAAACUCAUCCUUUUAGCGUACGUUGCUCAUGGAAAAAAAAAUAAUAAUAAUAAUAAUUCGGCCUAUCGUUCUAGUAACCAUUGUUGUCCAUAUCAAAUAGUUCAUUUCUAUCUUGUGGACAGGUUAUUUCUUAGAAAGGUAAUAGUUAUAUAAAUGUAGUCCUCUUUUGGCAUUUUAUCUUUCUAAAAAUGAGUUCUUACUUCUAAGGAAGAACAAAUUUACUGUGAUUUCUCAACUAUUUUUUUUUCUCAAUAAUGCAUUUCUUUUUUUGAGCUC